GUUCACGUGAGUUGUAGCGCAUGCGCGUUGGCUGCAUAAAUCGCGUGAAACAGUGGUUUUUUCAGAGGUUUUGCACGAUGUCGUUCGUGGAGUACUCCGCCGACUGCGAUUUUCCGAUCCAAAACCUGCCGUACGGUGUGUUCUCAACUGCUGGAAACGACCGUCAUCGUAUCGGUGUAGCCAUUGGAGACUAUGUACUCGAUCUAUCAGUAGUGGCUCCUGUGUUUUUCACUGGUCCUGAACUUAGCAAGAAUGCUCAGGUGUUUGGGGAGGCGACACUGAAUGGGUUCAUGUCUCUGGGCCGCGCGCCUGGAAUGAAGCCAGACAAGUCCUCCAGCGAAUCCUCUCUAAAGACACUCCCGAUUUGAGGGACAAUACUGAUCUGAGAAAAAGGGCUCUAAUACCAGCGUCCGAAGUGACGAUGCACCUGCCAGCUGAAAUAGGAGACUAUACUGACUUCUAUUCCUCGAGGGAGCAUGCUACGAACGUUGGUACAAUGUUCAGAGGUCCAGAGAAUGCCCUGAUGCCAAACUGGCUGCAUCUUCCAGUUGGUUACCAUGGCCGCGCCUCUUCAGUCGUAAUUUCAGGGACCCCCAUCAGACGACCCAACGGGCAGACCAGACCAGAUGACAAAAAGCCGCCGGUGUUUGGGCCGUGCAAGCUAAUGGACAUCGAACUAGAGAUGGCAUUCUUUGUUGGCCCCGGCAACAAGAUGGGAGAGCCCAUUCCCAUAUCACAGGCCCAGGACCACAUCUUUGGUCUGGUUCUGAUGAAUGAUUGGAGUGCAAGAGAUAUCCAGAAAUGGGAGUAUGUUCCUCUAGGUCCAUUCCUGGGGAAGAACAUGGGGACCUCCAUCUCCCCCUGGGUGGUUCCCCUCGACGCCAUCCUCCCCUUCGCCCUCCCAAAUCCAGACCAGUCAGAGCCGGAGGUGCUACCCUAUUUAAAGCACACCGAUCCUUUCAGUUUCGACAUUGACCUUGAAAUACACCUGAAGACCAAAGAUACACCUGAACCAGCGGUCAUCGCUAGAAGCAAUUUCAAGUACAUGUACUGGACAAUAAAGCAGCAACUGGCACAUCACUCAGUCACUGGAUGUAAUCUAAGACCAGGAGACCUGCUGGCCUCAGGGACUAUCAGUGGAAAGGUCUGCCCUGUAUAUACCUCUCUCUCUCUCUCUCUCUCUCUCUUUGCCACUGAUCUGUGUAUAGUGUAAGUAUGGACUUUCACCAUGACUUUUGCUGGCAAUUCCCUUAUACUGGGGGUUCACAAAAAGACUCCUGAUUCAUAUGGGUCGCUGCUGGAGCUGACCUGGAAGGGAACUAAACAACUCACACUACCAAACGGGGAGACCAGAAAGUUUCUCAAGGAUCACGAUACAGUGAUACUGAAAGGAGCUUGCCACGGUGACGGCUACAAGAUAGGGUUUGGAUCAUGCACAGGGCAAAUCCUUCCAGCUCACUCCCUGUAGCUGCGGAACUUCUUUGAAUGUGUAACUGAAAGAUUUUUGUAUAAUUAUGUACCAUUACGAAGUUCACUUAGCUAUACGGCAGA
Messenger RNA from Geodia barretti, 1551 nucleotides. The record is from the annotation of a GenBank genome assembly. Lineage: Eukaryota; Metazoa; Porifera; Demospongiae; Tetractinellida; Geodiidae.